AUGCACAAAUACCGUCCGAUUCUGUACAUCUAUAAGGCAUACGCAACACCUGCUGUGCGUCUGGAUGGCUCUACAGUUAUCACUAAUCAGUAUCAGCUUGUGAAAACCUACAGCAGUGCAAUUAUGGAAUUCAUUGCCGUCACCGCAUAUCAGAAUCAGCGUAUCAUACAGAUGAAGAAAACGCACAACAGUUAUGCACGUGGCCAAAGAGGUGCUUCCUGUGGGAAAAUUUACGACACCGUAAGCAAUGGUGCGCAUAUCUAA
This is a messenger RNA of Gongylonema pulchrum, 264 nucleotides long. NCBI's taxonomy places the organism in Eukaryota, Metazoa, Nematoda, Chromadorea, Rhabditida, Gongylonematidae. The record is from the annotation of a GenBank genome assembly.